AUGCCAAGUGGCGACGUGAAGUCGUCUGCAGAAGACGUCGCCGUAACGUCUUCAACACGAACAGUCGAGGAGGCAUCCUCAUUCCCCGGAACGGUACCUGUUCCCCAUGAGCUGCCACCUCACGUCUCCUCCUCGCUUCAAUCAGAUCGCCCUUCUCAGCGAGCUUCCCCGUCAACGAUUACCAAGUGCUCGACCUUCAACAAGUUUAUCCUUUACGAGAACCGACUUCGCUUUUACAUUGUUUCUUCGAAUGCAUCGGAUUCGCGCCAUCGCAUCACACGCAUAGACAGGGCUUCGCAGCAGGAGCUCACUGUUCAAGAAGAUGAGACCGAGUACAGUGGGAAGCAUAUGAAUGAGCUACUCAAGAUGAUUGAUGAUGGGAACAAGAGCUCGGGAGGCCUGGGCAAGGCUCGAGUGAUCUUCGGUGUUGCUGGUUUUGUUAGAUUUACUGCUGGCUGGUACAUGAUUGUCAUAACCAAGCGUUCCGUUGUUGCGCUUCUCGGAGGCCACUACCUUUAUCAUUGCGAGAAUACGGAGAUGAUCCCAGUUUCAUUUAACCAUAGGGUUGACAAACCUGCAGAGGAACAGAAGCUCUUGAACACGUUCAAACAAGUCGACAUGUCAAAGAACUUCUACUUUAGCUAUGCUUACGACCUGACAUCGACACUUCAGAAUAACUUGACGCGUCUCGAACCACUCGACGAAGGGAACUACUACCCGUUCACGGACCGCUUUGCCUGGAAUUUCCAUCUCAUGACGUCCCCUUUUGAGAGUGACUCUCCGAGCAAAGCUCAUUGGCUACUACCGCUAAUACAUGGACAUGUCGAUCAGGCCAAACUCGCAGUUUUGGGUCGAAUUGUUUUUGUUACCCUGAUCGCUCGCCGUUCACGGCACUAUGCUGGUGCACGUUAUUUGACAAGAGGAGUCAAUGACGAAGGCAACGUAGCCAACGAGGUGGAAACAGAGCAAAUCGUGUCGGAAGCACUGACGACCCCUUUCUACUUCCCGAAAAAUCGGUCUGUCCUGGGGGACCCUCAGCCUCGACGGCCUAAUCCCUACUAUACCAGCUACGUUCAGUACAGAGGCAGUAUCCCGAUAUUCUGGACGCAAGAGGCAAACAACAUGAACCCUCGGCCACCUAUCGAGAUUAGCGUCGUUGACCCGUUUUACGUUGCGGCCUCUCUGCACUUUGAUGAUCUCUUCAAACGCUAUGGAACCCCGAUAACAAUCCUGAACCUGAUCAAACGCCGCGAACCUCAGCCCAGAGAGUCGAAGCUUCUGGUGGAGUACACGGAAUGCGUGAAGUACCUCAACCAGUUCCUUUCGGAUGACAAGAAGAUGGACUAUAUCGCUUGGGAUAUGUCGCGGGCUUACAAAGAGAAAACGCGGGAUGUCAUCAGUUACCUCGAAGACAUAGCUGAGGAGUCGAUUCAAGCCACUGGGUUCUUCCACUCGGGUCCUGAAGCAUAUUCGCAUCAGUUUCGUGAACAUAACGAGUUUGAAGAGGGACCGAAGCAGCCCCGGCGCGACACCAUAGCCUUGCAGAGCGGAAUCUGCCGGACAAACUGCGUUGAUUGCCUUGACCGGACGAAUGCAGCGCAGUUCGUCUUCGGAAAGCGUGCACUGGGCCACCAGUUAUACGCCCUGGGCAUAGUUGACAGUCCCAAUCUCGCUUUUGAUUCCGACGCGGUCAACAUGCUCACGGAGAUGUAUCACGACCAUGGUGAUACUCUGGCACUCCAGUACACUGGUAGCGCUCUGGUCAACCGCGUCGAGACAUACCGCCGAAUGCCUCACUGGAACAGUCAUUCACGGGACAUUAUCGAGAAUAUCAGACGGUUUUAUACAAACACCCUGCUCGAUGUUGACAAGCAAAUGGCGAUCAACCUUUUCCUCGGUGUUGGUGAACACAAUAUCACGCGGGUGACCAAGCGUGCCGGUUAUCAGAAGUGGUUCCAUGACCAUUACCUCGAGCGGCCAGAUCUUCUCGAACGCAGCAACUCCAGUCUGCAGAAUCUUGUCAUUACCAAGGGAGACUUUUGGGUCGAGUAUUACCGGCCCCUAUUAUUCACGUCGUUAGGGAAGCAUUUUGCGUAUUCUAUGAACAAUACCUUGAAGCUGCCGGGGUAA
This is a messenger RNA of Coniophora puteana RWD-64-598 SS2, 2130 nucleotides long. RefSeq lists its product as uncharacterized. The coding region runs from base 1 to 2130 and encodes 709 amino acids. The transcript is spliced from 11 exons. NCBI's taxonomy places the organism in Eukaryota, Fungi, Basidiomycota, Agaricomycetes, Boletales, Coniophoraceae. Gene Ontology annotation, molecular function: phosphatidylinositol-3,5-bisphosphate 5-phosphatase activity. Gene Ontology annotation, biological process: phosphatidylinositol dephosphorylation. The record is from RefSeq and is a predicted model, not a curated record. Gene Ontology annotation, cellular component: intracellular membrane-bounded organelle.